AUGAGCACCUCAUCUCCUUAUCCUCUGGUGUGUGCCAGAUUCUCGGGCACAGCGCUGGACUGGCUGGGAUCCACGCACGCUAGUAAAGUAGCAGGAAAGGUCGAUAUGCAUACUUUCGCGGCCAUUAAAUUUCCGGCCGAGGACCUUGUGCCUCCUUUCCAUUUCCCCGCCGAGUGUUUAGCUAUAAUCUCUAGCUUAAGACCCCCAGAAGAAUCACCUUUCUACGUGGCGAUCUGGCCAAACCAAGAUGGCCAUCGACCUGCCAUCCGUAUAGAACCGUCCUUGCCGUCUCCGGGAAACUUAUACGUGCAUACCACCUCAUUCGUCACUAUCAAGGCACAGCCCGGUAUCCCUUCUAGUGCAUCGCAGUAUGUCGUUGCAGAAGAGGAUAGAAAUCGGCUCGUACAGUAUAUGGACGAAGAUUAUACGAAUUUGUCCGCAUGGAUUGCAGAAGAACGGAAGAGGAAAGGGAGAACUGGUACUGACGAGCCGGUCGCACCAGACUGGGAUACGUUCAGCGGGCCAACGCAUACAGAAACUAUGAACAGGCCAUUCACUGCCGAGAUCGAGCUGUCCGGCAUCGAAACUUUGGACAUAUCAUCAUCGCUAGCUGCACCCUACGAUGACCUGGAAAAGAUGGAGCGAAUAAUCAGCGACUACUCGUGGCGUGGAGCCUCUGCUGUGAUCAAUUUAGUGAGAGAAUAUCACAAGGUAGCGUCCGACAUCCCUCUCUUGACUAUUUUUCUAAGCAGUGUCACGCAGACGGAAAGUAUUUCUGUUUCGGAAUUCUCCGCCUUUACAAAGGGCAGCGGCGGUACGCCAGAGGAUGCUGUGAAAGGUUCAAGUGCCGCGGAGUUAUGCUCCCUGACCGCUGUGAUUGGGGGAGACGUGCCUGCCACCAUCGUCAUCAAGCCCGAGGAUGUCCCUGGUCCUGUAGGCUGGGACGAUGACGACAACGACGAAGACUGGGAACCGGAGCUCCCAGAGGCUCCUGAGCAGGAGGGCUUGGAUCUCAAUGAAGCUGACUUGUCCGCUAUACGCGUAAUCUGCUUCGAUAUUUAUGGUAGUCUGAUCGAUCGGGAGGGAGGUCUCUCCGAUAUGGUGCGCUCCAUCGCAAAGGACACCGACAUCCCCAUAGCAUACCCCAUUCCCGAUAUCCUUGACAGGUACAUCGAGCAAGAAGCGUUGCGUAUCCGGAAGACACCAGGAGCGCCAUAUAGCGAGGUCAUCAUGGCCGCGAUACGGGAUGUCAUCCCCGCCGGCAUAGCGGACAUAGGUAAAUGGGACGCCACCGCUGUAUUCACUUGGAGGCUAUGGCCCGAAGUCAGUGACACGCUGCGACGGCUUCAAGCGCGCGGGUACCGGCUUGUCGCACUCCCGAACGUCGAUCCCGAUACGUUCUCGCACGUACAACCGCAGCUGGAGACUGCCAUACGAUUUGACGCCAUUGUCGAGACAUCCUCGGCUGAGGGUAUUUGCAUGGCCAAGGACGACAUUUAUAACGCCGUGAUUGCAAAGUGUGCGGAUUCGUUCCAAGCGACUCCUGGAGAAAUACUGGUGGUCAGUACGGCAGCUUAUAAAUGUUUGGAGCCAUCAGCCUUGCUUGGGAUGGCCACAGCUUGGGUUCGUCGUGAAGGCACGCUUGAAGGGCGAGAGGAGUUGGCAUCCCUUGUGGCGCCGAAGCCAGCAGUCACAGUAAAGGACCUUGAGCAACUGUCCGAAAUACUGCAGUCGGAAAAUGAGGGAAAGGCGGAGAUUGGAAAUUACAAUAAGAUAUGA
This is a messenger RNA of Gloeophyllum trabeum ATCC 11539, 1779 nucleotides long. RefSeq lists its product as uncharacterized. The coding region runs from base 1 to 1779 and encodes 592 amino acids. The record is from RefSeq and is a predicted model, not a curated record. The transcript has 3 exons. Lineage: Eukaryota; Fungi; Basidiomycota; Agaricomycetes; Gloeophyllales; Gloeophyllaceae.